This is a messenger RNA of Helicoverpa armigera (cotton bollworm), 4464 nucleotides long. RefSeq names its product mind bomb 1 (gene mib1). Gene Ontology annotation, biological process: Notch signaling pathway; protein ubiquitination; endocytosis. The coding region runs from base 92 to 3331 and encodes 1079 amino acids. NCBI's taxonomy places the organism in Eukaryota, Metazoa, Arthropoda, Insecta, Lepidoptera, Noctuidae. Gene Ontology annotation, cellular component: cytoplasm. Gene Ontology annotation, molecular function: ubiquitin-protein transferase activity; protein binding; zinc ion binding. The record is from RefSeq and is a predicted model, not a curated record. The transcript is spliced from 17 exons.
CAAAUCAAAAGUUUUGACAUUUUACCUUUCAAGCUAGGCGGAGUGAAUAAAUAACUUUUACUAUCUUAUACAACUGCUUAUUACUAUUUCAAUGGAAACCAAUAUACCUGGAGCUACAGCCUCGUCUAGGGCUACUAGAUUUAUGAUGGAAGGGGUUGGAGCUCGUGUAAUUCGGGGUCCGGACUGGAAGUGGGGCAAACAGGAUGGUGGUGAGGGGCAUGUUGGUACUGUGAGAAACUUUGAAUCUCCUGAGGAAGUGGUUGUUGUGUGGGACAAUGGCACUGCUGCAAAUUACAGGUGUUCAGGAGCAUAUGACUUGCGCAUACUUGAUAGUGCCCCCACUGGAGUCAAACAUGAAGGAACUAUGUGUGAUACUUGUAGACAACAACCCAUAUUUGGAAUUCGCUGGAAAUGUGCUGAAUGCAGUAACUAUGAUCUAUGUUCUGUUUGCUAUCAUGGUGACAAACACAAUCUCAGACACAGGUUCUAUCGUAUAAGUGCCCCAGGAGCCCAGAGAUGUCUAGUUGAACCUCGACGCAAGAGCAAAAAGCAGGCUGUGAGAGGUAUAUUCCCAGGAGCACGAGUUGUUAGAGGGGUUGAUUGGCAAUGGGAAGAUCAAGAUGGUGGUAAUGGUAGAAGAGGAAAGGUAAAUGAAGUACAGGACUGGUCUGCAGCAAGUCCUCGAUCUGCUGCGUAUGUUGUAUGGGACAAUGGAGCCAAGAAUCUCUACAGAGUUGGAUUUGAAGGCAUGGCAGAUUUAAAGGUUGUGAAUGAUGUAAAAGGACAAAAUGUGUACAAGGAACAUUUACCGCUACUGGGAGAGUUAGGGCCUGGCCGCACUGGGCCCCAUGGCCUGCAAGUUGGUGAUCAGGUGGGUGUAAAUGUGGACCUGGAUCUAGAAAUAGUUCAGUCCUUGCAACACGGCCACGGCGGUUGGACAGACGGCAUGUUCGAGUGCCUGGGUACUACGGGCACCGUGGUCGGCAUCGACGAAGACCAUGACAUCGUGGUCACAUACCCCAGUGGAAACAGAUGGACGUUCAACCCUGCUGUCUUGACCAAGGUUUGCAGCGGCAACUUAAGCGCAUCUGCGUCUUCGACGGGCGCAGGCGGCGGAUUCGCGGUCGGUGACCUCGUGCAAGUGUGUGCUGACCAGGAACGGGUGAAGACACUGCAGCGCGGACACGGCGAGUGGGCUGAGGCUAUGGCCCCUACACUCGGCAAGAUCGGCCGUGUUCAACAAAUAUACCACGACAAUGAUCUUAAAGUGGAAGUGUGUAACACUUCGUGGACGUACAAUCCUAACGCUGUGACUAAAGUCGCUUCGUCAGACGGCAGUAUUCCUGGAAAUUCAUCAGGAGAACGCCUAUCAGCUUUGUUGAAGAAGUUGUUCGAAUCUCACGUGACCGGCGAUGCGAAUGAAGAGCUGGUGAAGGCUGCGGCUAACGGUGAUGCGACACGCUGCGCCGAGAUACUCGGCCGUACUGAGGCGGCUCAUGUUGAUGUCAACGGGUUUUAUGGCGGACACACUGCUCUACAGGCAGCAGCUCAAAACGGUCACGUAGAAGUGAUUCGUGCUCUAGUCGAAGCAGGCGCCGACGUCGACGCAGAGGAUCGCGACGGCGACCGCGCGGCGCAUCACGCGGCCUUCGGCGACGAGCCCGCCGCACUGCGAGCCCUCGCCGGCGCCGGAGCCGACCUGAGUGCACGGAACCGAAGGCGCCAGACCCCACUACACAUCGCCGUCAAUAAGGGACAUCUAGGCGUCGUGAGGACGCUGUUGCAGCUCGCAGUACAUCCUAGUUUGCAGGAUUCAGAAGGCGACACCCCAUUACAUGAUGCCAUUUCGAAGAAACGUGACGACAUGUUGACUUUAUUGUUGGAGCAUGGAGCCGACAUGACGCUCACGAAUAACAAUGGCUUCAACGCGCUUCACCACGCGGCUCUGCGCGGCAAUCCAAGUGCAAUGAAGAUAAUGCUAGGCAAGCUGCCGCGGCCGUGGAUCGUGGACGACGCGAAAGACGACGGCUAUACGGCGCUGCACCUCGCAGCAUUAAACAACCACGCUGAGGUGGCCGAGCUCCUUGUCCGCGGGGGAGCACGACCAGACCUCCAGAACGCGAACCUUCAAACAGCCCUGCACCUGGCCGUGGAGCGACAACACACGCAAAUCGUCCGCUUGCUCGUCGCGCAUGGAGCGAAUCUCAACAUUUGUGAUAAGGACGGUGACACUCCUCUGCACGAGGCGCUGCGACACCACACGUUGCAGCAAUUGCGUCGAUUGCAAGACGCACGCGACGCCGCGCUACUCACCGGCCUCGCGCAUGCGCACGACAAGAAGUCUUCUGCCUCCAUCGCGUGCUUCCUCGCCGCGCAUGGCGCUGACCUCACUAUCAAGAAUAAGAAAGGCCAAACACCGCUGGAUUUAUGCCCGGAUCCGAAUUUGUGCAAGACUUUGACGUCCUGUCGCAAAGAAGGUGCAAGUUUAGGUGGCGAUGGUACUCCAGAGAGCGAGCUUAGUUCUAUGAACCCUACAGCUAGCACUUCGGCGGCUUCGGCGGCGCCCGCUUCUUCCCCAGUACCUGCUGCCGAGGCGGCGGCCGCGCCCGUGCCCCACUCGGACCCCACUGCGGAUGAGUGCCUCGUUUGUUCUGAUGCUAAACGGGACACACUCUUCCGCCCCUGCGGACACAUCUGCUGCUGUAACGUCUGCGCAGCGAGGGUGAAGAAGUGCCUGACGUGCCGCGCGGGCGUGGUGUCGCGCGCGCGCGUGGGCGAGUGCGUGGUGUGCUCGGAGGCGCCCGCCACCGUGGUGUUCCGCCCCUGCGGCGACGUGUGCGCCUGCGCCGCCUGCGCGCCGCUCAUGCGCAAGUGCGUCGAGUGCCGCACGCCGCUGCAGCCGCUGCCCAACGCGCUGCCGCCCCAGCCCGCACCCUCCAACCAUAAAAUUGAUUUGGAGAAAGAGAGCAGCAGCAACCUAGCCCAGGUGCAAGUGAACAAAGGUCAGCCAGUGCCCGCGCAGUCGGCGCCGCACUACAUGAACAACGGGUCGCGGUUCGCGGCCGCCCCCGCGCCCCCCGCCGCGCCGCCCGCCGCCCCCGCGCCCGCGCCGUCCGUGCCCGCCCCGCCCGCGCCCGCCGUCGCAGACGUGCAGAAGCUGCAGCAGCAGCUACAGGACAUCAAGGAGCAGACGAUGUGCCCAAUCUGCCUGGACCGGCUGAAGAACAUGAUCUUCCUGUGCGGACACGGCAUGUGCCAGAUGUGCGGCGACCGCAUCACCGUGUGCCCCAUCUGCCGCAAGCAAGUCGAGAAGCGCAUCCUCCUAUACUGAACACAACGCACCUAUGCACAGGUAGACUUACAAAUGGAACCAUUUUUGUUCUGAGUUCCCACUAUGUCGUGACCUUUGUAGUUGGGAUAUUAUGCAGCUCACCCAUAAGAAAGGACGUCCCCACUGUGUCGUGACGUUCAUCGUUGCAUCAAUCUGGCUGUUAAUGUGUCUGCCCUAUAAAGGACGUUUCCAGCUUCUAGUAUCUCUUGAUAAAUUUGACGUUCGAAGGCUUAUUUAUCUAAGCAGUUCCUCCUAUAAGAGCGCAUUGCUGCUAUUUGGAACGACAGUUAAAUAGGUAAGACAAUUAUUGUCGGAUGGUAAUUUUAUGACCUGUAUAGAUUUUACGUGAAUAUCUCGUAUCGUGAAUCUAUAGUCAUAUGAGCAUAACGUCGCGACAAAGUGGAAGAGCGCCUUUAGGGUUCAAUAUUAUAAGGCUGAUAUUUUAUAUAAAGGCUUAGAUAAGUAUCUUUACUCGUAUCUAUUUAAUAUAUUUUGUAUAAUGGUCAUGUAUGCAUGUCAAAAUAUUAUGUAGCUUUAUUUUCACACAGUGAACAAUGUUAGAACUCAUUUUCUAUGCAUUUACAAAGGAAACGUUGCCAAGUGUAAUAACGAAACGGCUGUAUCACAUUUAUUCGUGAUUUGUUUUGAUAACUUGGUGACAGUGUUAAUUUCAUUCCUGAAAUAAUAGUAUACCUAUAUCUGUCUCAAUUGAGAUGUUUUCUAUGCAUUUAUCUGUCUUUGUAUGUAAAUCACGGGAAAAUGUAGCCGUGGCAUAGUCAGAUAGCCAGAAUUAUAGUAGCAAAUAUAAGUAUAUUUAAUGUUUGAAUGGCGUUUAAUAAGUUUUGUUCUAAUAAAUGUAUUAAGGAUUAUUAUUCAAUUAGUUUUUUGGAUUUUAAUGAAUAUUGAAUGAAUUUAAAUUACAUUGUUUUGUUAAGAGUACCUACUUGAUUUAUAUUAGUUCGGAUAAACUGAUUCUAAUUAUUGUUAUAUUUAUAAGUGCCUAUUAGUUACUGCGUAUUAAUGUUAAAUUAGGGCUACAUAUUUAUAAUCCUAUGUGUUAACUGUACACCUAUAUAACCAAUAUUGAAAAUGUACUUUAUAAAUUAAAAUAAAUAUUAUUGUUCGAAAACAUA